GCUGGGAAUGUAAUUUCCUGAAGUGCCACAGCCGCUGUGAUUUCUUCCGGGUUCCAGUGUGAGUUUGUUUUGUUUGGGUGUAUCAGCGGACGAAAAAAAAAAAACAAAAAAAAACGCACACGGCUCGAUCGUAAUUAGCGUCUUUUCCUCCCCUCCAACUUAUGUGACGGCGGAAAAUAAGAUGUUCCCCGAGGGUUUUAUUCACAAGUCUCGCUCGGUGGAGGCGGAAAAGGUGACUUCACCGUGAUUUCAUUCCGACCUGAGACACCUGUUGCUCCAGUUUCGGCGGACAGGUGCCACUUCGUCAAACAGGGAGCAGCUCCGCGUUCCCUGCUCCAUCGAAACUUGGAUUUAUACAUUUCUUUUUUAUUUCUUUCCGUUUUUGUUUUUUGUUUUUUGCUUUUGGGUACACAUUUGAACUUUCUUUUCGCUGGGAUGAAAGUGACAGUGACUUUCGGGGACACCUCCGUGGUGGUUCCCUGUAAAGCCGGAUGGAUUGUACGGGAUUUAGUCGAGCAAGCCACGCGCAGAUAUCUCAGGAUUUUGGACCAGCAUGGAGAGAGCACAAUAAAGACCCAGCACUUGGAGUACUCUGAAGGAGGCAUCCUGGAUAUGGACGACCUGCUGAGCGACCUAGUGGAGGACAGGGACAGGCUGGUGGCGGUGUUUCACGAGGUCCAGCAGGAGAGGGCGGACAGUCCCAGGGAGAGCAUGUCCAACGGCUACUCCAGCUCCGCCCCAAGCCCAGAGCCCCUCCACUACUACUCUCACCUGGACUGCAAGGAGCCGUCCAGUGGCGAGAUCGAAGUCAACGAGGCCGUCCUCAAAGCCAAUACGCCCCUGCUGGUGAGGAGCAGCAGCGACUCCGCUUUGGCCCCGCCCCAUGAGAGGACGGCCACGCCUCCGCGUGACGACAGCAGCGAUGGGUCGCCCGAACCGGAGCUCAACCAUGUUCUGAAAGCGGCUCUGAACCGACACACUGAAGACCACCCCGCCAAGAUGAGCCAUGUCAACUUCAGUGCUCUGACGAGGACAAUCGAGAUCUCAGGCGAUGGCGGUCCUCUUGGUAUCCAUGUGGUGCCCUACUGCUCCUCUCUCAGUGGACGAUCCCUGGGCCUCCACAUUAAAGCCAUCGAGGAAAACAGUCGGUCCAAGAGAGAGAACAUCUUCCGGGAGGACGAGAGUAUCGUCAAAAUCAACGACACGCCGCUCCAGGACAAGACCUUCGCUCAAUCGCAGGAAGUGUUCCGCCAGGCCAUGACCUCCUCCUCGUCCUCUUUGGUGCAACUCGAGAUCCUCCCUUCUGCCAACAAGAUGCGCUACGAGAAGAGCCUGAUAGGUCAGCUUUUCUCCAGCGACACCAAAGACAUCAUCGCGAAAGCGAAGAGUCCGCUGUUGGUGCGCGCCAAAGCCGAUUCCCAGCCGGAACCCAAAAUGGAUCCCAAGCCGAACGCCAAGUCAGAGGUUAAGCGAGCCAGGACCCCGGAGAGCCGAGCCAGGACCCCGGAGAGCCGGGCCAGGACACCAGAGGUGCGAGCCAGGACCCCGGAGGCGCGAGCCAGGACCCCGGAGCCAGUUGUGGAGCUGCAGUCUGGGCCUAGCUCUUUGGAAAGAGAUUCACCCAUACCUCCACCUAGGACGACCAGCUCCUCCCCGUCACCAAGGCCCCGGAGCCAGAGCCCGCUGGCUAGAAAAAGUCCUGUCGCACUCAACCUAGCUAACCUCACCAACAAGAAGGGCGGCAAGAGGAUAAAAAUCGACCUGAAGAAGGGCACCGAGGGCCUGGGCUUCACCGUGGUGACCAGGGACUCCUCCGUCCACGGGCCGGGCCCGAUCCUGGUGAAGAACAUCCUGCCGCGCGGCGCCGCCGUCAAAGACGGUCGCCUGCAGCCCGGCGACCGAAUCCUGGAGGUGAACGGUGUGGACAUGACCGGCCGGAGCCAGGAGGAGCUCGUGGCCAUGCUGCGCAGCACCAGGCAGGGCGAGAGCGUGUGCGUGGUGGUGGCGCGGCAGGAGGACAUCUUCCUGCCUCGAGAGCUGAAAGGUGAGGAGGCAAGCGGCCGGGUGAUGGAGGACGGCAAGGAGCAGCUGAUGUACGAGAUCGCCCUCAAUGAGACGGGCUCGGCCGGCUUGGGCGUCAGCCUGAAGGGCAACAAGUCCAGGGAGACCGGGGAGGACCUGGGGAUCUUCAUCAAGUCCAUCAUCCACGGAGGAGCCGCUUACAAGGACGGCCGCCUGAGCGUCAACGACCAGCUGAUCGCGGUGAACGGGGAGUCGCUGCUCGGCCGCUCCAACCACGCCGCCAUGGACACGCUCAUCAAGUCCAUGUCGUCGGAGGGGAACGCCCGGGGGACCAUCCAGCUCGUCGUGCUCCGGGCGCCGAGACAAGCGCAGCAGAUGAGCGGUGCCAACGCCGCAUCGAGCGCGGCCUCGAACGCCCCCGCCUCGCAUCAGCCCGGCAGCCAAACGUCCUCCUCCAAUCAGGAGCCUUGGGGCCAUGAUGCAUACCAGAGACCUUCAGGACCCUCCAGGCCCCCCAACACGGAGCCCGCCGCCAAUGGAAGUCACACAACAGUGUCGACCGGCAACUCUGCUCCGUAUCCCGCUGCGACCACCAACGGUGGCUACGUUCACUACCGCGACGAUGACGACGACAACAGCGACGAAGGGGAGGUGGAGCGCGCCUUCCCUCCGCCGCCGUCCCCCGGAGCCGUGGAGGAAAUGAACAGGGACUCGCCGUCGAAUCUCCCUCGCUACAGCGACUUUCAGACGGUACCCCCCGCGGCUGCGUCUUUCUACGGCAGCGACGAUAAGGACAACGUUCCUCGAAAUAGAGCAUCCAAGAGCAUGGAUAUGGUGGCUGAUGAGAGCAACGUGGGAUCACUGGUUGGGCAGAGGAAUGAGCCUUCAGCUGGAGGAGCGUUCGGUCCGACCCUGGGCCUCUGGAAGUCCAGCUCCCUGGAGAGUCUCCAGACGGCGAUGUCGGAGGCCAAGCAGAGUCAGAUCCAGGCCCCGGUGCCCUUUCACCGCCCGCGGCCGCACAUGGUCCGGGGCCGGGGGUGCAACCAGAGUUUCCGGAACGCCAUCGACAAAUCCUACGAGGGUCCUUCUGAAGACGACGACGACAUGUCGGACCACAGCUCCGGUCACGAGACGCCCGCCAGCAGCUCCUCUCGCCAGGACCUGGACGCAGAGGAUGGAAAGAAGAAGAAGAAGAAAGGGAAGAAGAAGGAGAAGAAGAGCAAAGGGAAGAAGGAGAAGAAAGGAGAUGAUUCUGGGGAGGAGCUGGAGAAGAAGACCAAAAAGAAGGGAUUUGGCCUCUUAAGGUUCGGGAAGAAGAAAGACGACAAGGCCAAAGAUGCAGCGAAAUCGUCAAAGGGCAAACUGGAGGCCUUGAGUGAAGAGGAGCUGGACAGGAUCCCUGACAGCAGAGACAGGCACGACCCACGUUACGCCACGUCGUCCUCCCUCCCCGACGUGGAGGACGACGACAGCGACCCCAACUACGCUCGCAUCAGCAACUUCCGGCAGCCGCCCUCGCCGCAGGUGCUCGCCAGGCGCACGCCGUCGCCGGGGGCGCCCGCCACGGGGGGUCCCAACCCGCCUCAGUUGUCCGCCGAGGACCUCGACGGGCUUUACGCCAAGGUCAACAAGUCCAGGCCUCCUCAGACGCAGGCAGACAGCGAUCAGCGCCACCAGCGCAGGGAGCCCCAUCCGGCCCGAGCCGCUCCGGCUUACGACGAACUUGAAGCGGCGCGCCGCCGAGCCCUGGAGUAUGACCCGAACAGGAUGGCGCCCAGAGGAGCCGAAUUCCGACCUGAGCCCCGGUACGACGAGCUAGACCGACGAUACCCCGCUCAACAAAGGAGGGAUCCGUAUGAUUACCCCACAAACUCCAGACCAGCGCCAAGGGAGCCAGUCCCCUACCCGGGCCCCUACCAAGACCCUCCGGUUUCCAGCCACCAGGGCCGGAUGCCCCUCCCUCAAGCGGGCACCCAGUCUCAGCAGGCCGCCAGCAACCCACGCUACUACCACCCCUCAUCUCAAAACCCCGAGCAGCACCACCGCUCGGCGUACAGGCAGGACGUCCCGCAGUCCCCAACCGCCGGGCGCAGGGGGCGGCACUACUACGAAGCCGUCGGAGGGCAAGGAGACGGCUACCGCCAGGCCAGCCCCGGCCGCUACGCCAGCCCAGAGCGCUACCGCUACGGAGAUGAAAGAGAGCCCGACCCGAGGCGGAAAAAGCCCAUGAUAGGUGCAGUUUAAGAGGUAGCCCCCGCUCCCCCCCACAUGUAACCACUCACAUACAGAGGAUAUAAACAUAGCUCUGAAUUGAAGUGUUUCCACAUGUUAUGAGCCGGACUGCCAGUGUGCAUAAAUGAGAUUUUUUCCAUAUUAAUUUAUGAGACCAAGAACACUGAAAGCAAUACGUAACAACACUAAAAUAGCCUAAAAUCAUCAAAUAGGAAGAUUUAUGGAUAAGGAUGUGUGUGUGUGUGUGUGUGUGUGUAUAUAUAUAUAUGUAUGUGUGUGUGAAUGAAUGAUGUGUUAAGAUUGGAAAAUAUUUUCAGCUGAAAGCACAUGACCCAUAUUUUAUAUGUAGAAACGAAAUGAAGGGCGGUUAAAUGAAUUACACAGAUGUACGGAAGUAGCGUAGUGCCAAAUGUUUUGUAAAAUCACCGACGCCCCGGCAACGAAAGCGGCGCUGACCUGCAUUUUGCACAGUCUGAAUAAAAUGGAGGAAAUAAAGAAGGGAUCACCUUGACCGGCCAGACGGAGGAACAGGAAGCUGAAGCUGACAAACAGGAAAAGGAAGUAACUCCCCUUCAAAGUGUCUUCUCGUCCUUGAUGUUUUGUCUCUAGGAUUUCCUUCACAUCCCGGUGUUUCUUUUGUACUUUUUACCGUUGAUUAUUUGAAUGUGAAUUUGCUAUGUGUAUAGCUGCGCUGAUAUUUUUGUGGUGUUUGUAAUAAAUGGUAGAAAUUCUGAUCCACGCGCGAGCUAGGAAGUAAACGAAGCUAAUAAAGAACUGAAUUAACAUGCCACUGCUAAAAGUCGCUGCACCGAAAACUGUGUCGAUGGUCACCAUGCUCUGUAUGAUUUUUUUAUACAAAUAUUUUGCAUUAAAUGUUUUGAGAUUUCUA
Molecule: messenger RNA, 5143 nt
Organism: Mugil cephalus (flathead mullet)
Lineage: Eukaryota; Metazoa; Chordata; Actinopteri; Mugiliformes; Mugilidae
Gene: pard3ba
Product: par-3 family cell polarity regulator beta a
Exons: 24
Coding region: 436-4266 (1276 amino acids)
Biological process (GO): establishment or maintenance of epithelial cell apical/basal polarity; intracellular protein localization; establishment of centrosome localization
Cellular component (GO): apical plasma membrane; apical junction complex; cell cortex
Molecular function (GO): phosphatidylinositol binding; protein binding
Source: RefSeq, a predicted model, not a curated record